This is a messenger RNA of Drosophila serrata, 826 nucleotides long. It is a transcript of the gene TwdlD, whose product is annotated as TweedleD. Gene Ontology annotation, cellular component: chitin-based extracellular matrix. Lineage: Eukaryota; Metazoa; Arthropoda; Insecta; Diptera; Drosophilidae. Gene Ontology annotation, molecular function: structural constituent of chitin-based larval cuticle. The record is from RefSeq and is a predicted model, not a curated record. Gene Ontology annotation, biological process: chitin-based cuticle development.
UUCCCACUUAACAGCUACAAUUGUACGUUGUGCUCCAGUCAACAUGCGCGCUUUUAUCAUUCUCUGCCUGAUCGCUGCCAGCUGCAGUGCCGAUAAGCUGGGCUACAACUAUCAGCCGGUGGCCCAUGCCGACGAGGGUCUUUCCUUCCUGCCCGGUCUAGGCGCUGAGCUGCCCCAGUUGCAGCUGCAGCCCGUGCAGAGCGGCGAGGCAGUGCUGUCCCAGCCCAUUGAGGCUCCCGCCACCAUUCAGACCGCUCCAGUUGUUCCCCAGGCCGCCCCUCAGAUCGAGGAGUUCCAGAAGGAGUUCUACAGCUAUGGCCCCGAGGAGCAGUUUGAUGAGGGUGCCAGCAACCAGCAGAUCGCCGAUUCCCUGAAGAAGAGCUUGCGCGUCGUCUUUAUCCGCACUCCCGAGAACCGUGGCUUCGAGCAGGCUGCCCUCCAGCUGGCCAAGCAGUCCGCCCAGCAGGAGACCGCCAUCUAUGUGCUGACCAAGCAGGGUGAUGUGGCCAACCUGGCCAAGCAACUGAAUGCCUUGAAGACCAGCUCGGUGAACAAGCCCGAGGUACAUUUCGUCAAGUACCGCACCCCCGAGGAUGCUGCCAAUGCCCAGCUGGCCAUCCAGAACCAGUACAACCAGCUGCCCGGAGUCUCCCGCAUCUCCAACGAGGGUCGUGCUCCCGUCCUGAACUUCGCCUCUCAGCCUGCCAUCUCUGCCAAUGUGGCUCCAGCUGCUGCCGCAGCUCCCAGCUCUGAGUACCUGCCUGCCAAUGUGGUUUCUAGCCAGGAUUACCUGCCUCCCACUCUGCGUCGCUUCCGUGUCAAGUAA